AUGGCCAGAACCAAGCAGACAGCCCGUAAGUCCACCGGCGGGAAAGCUCCCCGCAAGCAGCUGGCCACUAAGGCCGCCAGGAAGAGCGCCCCCGCCACUGGCGGAGUCAAGAAGCCUCACCGCUACCGGCCCGGGACCGUCGCUCUCCGGGAGAUCCGGCGCUACCAGAAGUCCACCGAGCUGCUCAUCCGGAAGCUGCCCUUCCAGCGCCUGGUGAGAGAGAUCGCCCAGGACUUCAAGACCGACCUUCGCUUCCAGAGCUCGGCCGUCAUGGCCCUGCAGGAGGCCAGCGAGGCUUACCUGGUCGGGCUCUUCGAGGACACCAACCUCUGCGCCAUCCACGCCAAGCGGGUCACCAUCAUGCCCAAGGAUAUCCAGCUGGCCCGCAGGAUCCGAGGGGAGAGGGCUUAGAUCUGCGCCCCGCACCCAACAAAGGCUCUUCUCAGAGCCGCCACCUCCUCCAGAGACGAGCUCCACUCCGCCCUUCAUCCUCCACCUCUGCUCACAGGAGGCGGGUUAACCCUUUCAGCGCUCUGAUCAGUAAGAGCAGUUCCUUUAUUCUAAAAGCGCUCUCUGUAUCUCCCCCCGUCUAUCAGGGACUCGCUGACCGUGACCGAUAACCGCCUCCAUCCUCCCUGCCCCCCGCCAUCUCCACUCAGCGCUGCUGGGGGCGGAGCUAUAGGACAAGUGCUUUACAGUGAUUGGCUGAUCUCUGGCUUUUGAAAUUCCCGCUCAAUUACAGUCCGGUUAGAAUUCAGCGGCCAAACCCUCUACAGCAGCAAUGUCUGCCCGGACUCGCAGCAGGUCAGGAGCGGUGAUGUCCGAUUCAU
Messenger RNA from Bufo bufo (common toad), 830 nucleotides. RefSeq names its product histone H3. Bases 1 to 411 code for a protein of 136 amino acids. The record is from RefSeq and is a predicted model, not a curated record. Gene Ontology annotation, molecular function: structural constituent of chromatin; protein heterodimerization activity; DNA binding. Lineage: Eukaryota; Metazoa; Chordata; Amphibia; Anura; Bufonidae. Gene Ontology annotation, cellular component: nucleosome. The transcript has a single exon.